Molecule: messenger RNA, 720 nt
Organism: Drosophila arizonae
Lineage: Eukaryota; Metazoa; Arthropoda; Insecta; Diptera; Drosophilidae
Source: RefSeq, a predicted model, not a curated record
AUGACGCCGUCGCGCAACUUUGACAGUGGCAUUGAAAUUGCCAACAGCAACAGCAGCAGCAGCAGCAACAUGUCUGAUCAUGCAAGCGUAGCCGCCAAUAUAGCGGUAAAAGCCGCACAGGUAGCAACAGCUGCAAAUGACGCCCAGUCAAAUGCAGCCGAGUGCGCGGCCAAAGAAGUACGCAUCCAAUUGGCCGAGAAGGCGGUGCAGGCCUCCAAGGCCGUGCAGGCUGUGCUCGAGGGUAAGCGGGCGCUGCUGGAAAAAAUCGAAAAGGAGCUGAACGCCGCCGAUGAUCUCCUGGGCAAGUUGAGAAGCUCGUUGUACAACAGCGAAAAGACCGCCGAGAAGACCGAGUGUGCUGCCAAAAAGGCCGAAGAGGAUCUGGCUCGACUGAGCGAAAUCGUUCAGCUUCUGGGCGGGAACGUGGCCGAUGUGAAUGCGCUCAACGAACAGGCCCAGAACGACUACAGCGACAAGCUUCAAAUGCUAAUGGCCGCCACGGACCGAUCCAAGCGCAUCCAGAAGGACAUCAUCUGCGCCCGCGACGAGUAUCAGCAGGUGAAGGAGGCCGCCUACCAGGCGGCGUGUGCCGCAGUUCAGGCCAAGCAGAAGGCGGCCCGAACUGUCGCUUUCGAUAGCGGCGCUAUUCCGACUGCGCAGUUGCGACGACGUCGACGUCGACAGCAGCAUCCGUUUUGGUCUGAAACCAUAUUCUUUUAG